Messenger RNA from Gongylonema pulchrum, 546 nucleotides. NCBI's taxonomy places the organism in Eukaryota, Metazoa, Nematoda, Chromadorea, Rhabditida, Gongylonematidae. The record is from the annotation of a GenBank genome assembly.
AUGGCCGAUAAUAAGAGGACCGCUGAAGAAUUCCUAACCGAUGUUGAAAUUGUUGAAGAUGUCCGCGAUUCACUCUUCAUCCGACCGGUGCGAAUGAAAUUCAGGCGCGGCGGUCGGCCCAUCAUAUGGGAUUUGAUUCUACGUCACAACAGUGUUGCUUGCAUACUUUAUCAUCGGCAAAAGCAGCUGUUGCUAUUCGUCAAACAGUUCCGGCCAGCUGUUUAUGUAGCAAAAAUUCGACAGCUAGAGGAGAAUAAAACGAAGAAAAUGAACGAAAUCGAUUGGUCCAAAUAUCCAGUUAGCAUGGGGGAAACAAUCGAACUCUGUGCUGGUAUAAUUGAUAAACCGCAAGUUAGCAGCCGACAGCACAUGCAAGAAGAAAUCAUCGAGGAGUGCGGCUACAGUGUGAAAGAAAGCGAUCUGCAGACAGGUAUCGGCUCAUCUGGAGCAUCACAGGAAAUAUUUUACGCUGAAAUAGACGAAACAAUGAAAGUUAGUGAGGGAGGCGGAGUAGAUGCCGAAAAGAUCGACAAGAUAUGGUUCUGA